AUGAUCGAUAUUAACAAACGAGCGUUUUGCCAUUUUACACUUAAAGAUAUUUUAAGUAUUAUGUCUUCAGUUGCUAUACCCAUAGCUCUUGCUAUUUAUACUUCAAUUGGAUCUGAACAACAAAAACAACAAGCUGAGAAGAAACAAAAGUUUGAUUUUGAACAAUCAAGAGAAUUAAGACAACAAACACUUUAUGAUGAAUUUUUAAAUAAUAUUUAUAAAUUAGAUAAAGAUGGUUAUCUUAAUGACACAAAAAAUCCAUGGGCAUUUGCAAAUGCAUAUUAUCGUGCUGCUCAUCGUCAAUGGGAUACAAUACGGAAAGGAGAUGUUUUACAAUUUCUAAAAGAAC
Messenger RNA from Adineta ricciae, 349 nucleotides. The record is from the annotation of a GenBank genome assembly. NCBI's taxonomy places the organism in Eukaryota, Metazoa, Rotifera, Eurotatoria, Adinetida, Adinetidae.